Molecule: messenger RNA, 455 nt
Organism: Propithecus coquereli (Coquerel's sifaka)
Lineage: Eukaryota; Metazoa; Chordata; Mammalia; Primates; Indriidae
Gene: RPS3A
Product: ribosomal protein S3A
Exons: 3
Coding region: 18-440 (140 amino acids)
Biological process (GO): translation
Cellular component (GO): ribosome; cytosol
Molecular function (GO): structural constituent of ribosome
Source: RefSeq, a predicted model, not a curated record
GCUCUCUGAGCAGCACCAUGGCGGUUGGCAAAAACAAGCGCCUUACGAAAGGCGGCAAAAAGGGAGCCAAGAAGAAAGUGGUUGAUCCAUUUUCUAAGAAAGAUUGGUAUGAUGUGAAGGCACCUGCUAUGUUCAAUAUAAGAAAUAUUGGGAAAACACUAGUCACCAGAACUCAAGGAACGAAAAUUGCAUCCGAUGGCCUCAAGGGUCGUGUAUUUGAAGUGAGCCUUGCUGAUCUGCAAAACGAUGAAGUUGCAUUUAGAAAAUUCAAGCUGAUUACUGAAGAUGUUCAGGGCAAAAACUGCCUGACUAAUUUUCAUGGCAUGGACCUUACCCGUGACAAAAUGUGUUCCAUGGUUAAAAAAUGGCAGGUGAGACCAGCAGUUUCCCUUAGAAUACAUAGUGCUAUGCAGUGUGUGACCAAGGAUGUCAUGAUGUGAUGACAGAAAGGAGCA